AUACCCAUGCACCAUCAACAGAGUGGUACUGAACAUGCACAUGGGAGCACUGAAGCCCCUCUGAGGACUUCAAUGAGCACCCCAGCUGCUGUCAGCACGUGUAGUACUGCCUGUCUGCCAUAGCACGUAGGAGUGCAGGAGCAGCUGCAGCAGCAAGGAGACAACCGCGGUGCAGUCGCCCGGAUGGAGUCGUGCUACCGCCCCGCCGGGCUCCGGCGGUAACAGCCAUAGAACAUGGAGGGGGCGGGCUCUGUCGGGUUCUCCGCACCUUGUCAUUGGUUGUAAUCAGAAGGUUGUGUAACAUACGCACAAUUUCGGGCACAUUGUCUGAAAAAUGCGCAAAUAACAUAAUGGAGGCGGAUCUGGAUCUAGCGCUGUUACCCGGAGCACAAUGGACUGUCUAGUCCACAUCAUGCAGGGGGAUUAACACGGCGUCUUUUUAACGAUUGAACGACCACCAUCGUCUCAAACGUCUCCCGGUCCAGAAAGGUUGCUGUAUUUCCCAGGACAGACGGAAGCCGUCCACAAGGAGGACAGCGACUUUCUCCGUAUAUUGGAAGAGAAACCCGAGAUGUAAUGUGUUUUGGUCGAAGUCCGCCGAGUGGUUAUUAGCACACGGGCUGUGACGGCGAUACGACACAAAGAGGAUCUGGUGUUGAAGCAGACAACAGCAGCACGGAGCACUUACAUGGCAGCCAGGAAUGAUGGAUUUCGAGAUUUAGAUGCCAGCAGACACAAGGUUUCUAUUCAGAUCCAACCCUCAUCUGGAUAGUCCUAGAAUGUCCAGGAAAAGGAUUGGGUAAAAACCCUUACUUCCAGUCCUCGCAGAGAAUGGCUGAGUGGGAUUCAUACUUCCAUAACCUUCCACCACUGUCAUCAGAUCCAAGCACUUUGAGAAGGACAUCAGAGUCAGAGGAAAGUAUUUCCCAGCAAAUAGAGAACUUUAUUGGACAUCAUGACUUCCCUGGCACAGUGGCUUCACAUGAAGCCCUUGCAACAAACUCAAAGUUUAACAAAAACCUUUACUCAAAUCACAAUGUUGAAAAUUCCAGCUCAGACUGUCAAAGAUCCUACAAGGAAACAUUAUGGCAAGGUGAUGGAGAACAAAUGGAGGAAGAUUUCUUGCCAAGAUGCGGAAAUGGUGAUAUAGAUUUUGCCACAGAUGGACUAUCGACAUCAGAAUCUUUUCCUCCAUCUUUUGCAGCAGAUUUACAAGGAGUUAAGCAAGGCUGUGAAAUGCCAUCUACAUCACUUCUUGAGAACUACUCAGAUGUCAGUAGCUGCUCAGAUGCAGAUGUAGGUGAAGCAAAGUCCUCUUGUAGAUUCAUGGCAAGUAAUUCAGUCCCAAAACCUAAAACUGAUGUUACUUUAAAACAAAGCUCAUCGGAUAGGCUCACUUGUACUGGAAAAACAACUCUUACAACUGAGAAUCCAUGCCCUAAUAUGUCAGAGACUAAUGUUAUCUUGCCAAGUCCAUCCAAUGUGAAGGCAGUAGAAAACAUAGUUGAAUGUGCACAAGGCAAGACAGAAAAUCCAGAAAACCCUGUCAGAUGUUACACAGGACACACUCAGUCUCUUACUGCCAGCAUGGUGACAACUACUGGUAGUGAAACUGCUGUGGAUAGAAAUUCUGAUGGUUGUCAAGAUCGGAAACAAAAGGACAAUGUGGGGAGUGAUGGAAUAGAGAUUUACCCAGAUGGCAAUGAUAAGGAGCAGAUCACUGCAACUGCUGCGAAUAUCAUGACUACAAUUGACAAUGAGCAAGAUAACUUGGAUAAAAAAGUACUAAGAAAGGAAAUUAAGAAGUCAUCUGGGCAAAAGGAGGGAUUUGAAAAUCCCAACUCCACAGACGGACAAGAUAUGAAAGAGGACGAGAAGGGCAAAAGUCAGGUCUUAGAAGGGGAAAGAAAAGAAUUGGGUUCAGUAGAAAAUGAGAAUUUCGAUAAGCAGAAAUCCCAAAAUCCCAACUCCACUCAUGGUCAACAUGAAUAUUUGGAAACUGUCUAUCCGGAGAAAAAAAUUCAGUCAAAUACCUCUCAAUCUUUACCAAGUAUCAAGAUGUCCGAUUGUGAAGAUGCUACACAUGAACUAAAGGAAUGCACAAGUACCUUGAAAAGCAACAGUCACGAUGUUAGGAGUGAUGGUCUUUUCAGUGAAGACAGUGAUAAAAACGAACAAAGUGUUGCAAGUCAUUCAGAACCAUCUUUGGGGCCAAAUGGCUUAAACACAGAUGCAAAUCUGUGCCGGGAAAAAAAAUUGACUAGUUCACCAGAGAAGAAAACCACAACCUCUCCUACAGAUCGAGAUUGUAGUGGCCCUGUUGUCACAAGUGACAAAGAACAGGAAGGGACCUUUUCAGCAGAGAAGACAAAUACCACUUCUCCAGAUCCAAGUUGUAAUGGUCCUCAAGUCACAGACACAGACAUAAAUCCCUAUCUAGAAAAGGAAAUGACAAGUCCACCAGAAAAGAAAACCACAAUCGCUCCUACAGAUCCAGAUUAUAGUGGCCCUGUUAUGACUCGUGACCAUGAAGAGCAAGAAUGCACAAGUACAUUAGAGAAGAAGAAUGUCACUACUUCUCCAGAUCUAAGUUGUAAUGGUUCUAGUGUUACUAGUGAAAGCCUUUCUCUUGAUACUUGUCACAAGAACAAGCAAGAUAUUGCUAGCCACACAAAUUCUGGAUUACAGCCAGAUGGCUCCUACAGAGACCUAAAUUCCUGUCUAGAAAAGGAAAGGAAAAGUCCAGUGGAGAAUACAAAGACAACCGCUACUCCAGAUCAGCAACAAUCCCUACAUCAAAGUUCAGUGGCCCUAGAACCAGAAAGCCUUGGUGGAGAUGUUGAAAAUACAAGAGAGUCAUUUGAAGAGCUGGAAACAUCUACAGAGGAACCAACAGACCAUGGCAUACUGUAUGGUGAACCCCUGUCAACAGAGGACUCUUCAUGUGACACUUACGAAACAAAAGUUGACACAAGUCAAUGUAAAGACACUUCUUUGGCUGUACGUGACUAUAACAGCAUGAAUCAUUUAGAAAGACAGGCCCCUCAACUAAAAUCCUCUAUACAAAUGAGAAAACAUUUGCAGCCAGUAGUGAUAGUGGAAACCUUAGAGCCAAUAAAUGAAUUGACUAACUCCUAUCAUUGUGCAGGUUGCCAACAUACAACCAACAAUGUAGAUCAUCUAAUUGAGCAUCAUCAUUGUUGCCAUUCAAUGUGCAAUUUCCAGUUUUGCAAGACUUGUAAUCUCUACCUGAUGAGUAAUGAUCAAACUGAAAAACAUUUCUGUGGUGUAACUAAAAAAAGGCCUCGGCUCCCUUCUGAGUCCAGUCUACCAAAAAAAAGACACUAUGGCCGCCAUCACUGCACUAGGUGUGGACUCAUAUUUUCAAAAAUACUUCAUUAUGUAAAGCAUAUGCGGACUCACACUGGCAAAACACCCUUCAAGUGUGUUGAUUGUGGGUUGUAUUUUGCACAGCCUGCUUCCUUACAAAGACACAAGCGUGUACCUGGCAGAUGCAAGAAGGCAAACCUUCCUCUCUCAAAUUCUGAUGCUGUUAUCAGUAAAACUAAAACAUCAACACAAAAGGACUUGGCACCGAAUGAACCAUAUGCAAAUCUGCCUGAUUGUUACGUAAAGCUAGUUGACAUCUGCAAAACAAAUCUGUGGAGUGUAUUCGGUAAAACCUUCACAACUGCAGAGAGACCUAAAAAGGUACAAAAGGAAGAGACUUUGGUCUCCCUAAAUUCGUGCACCACAAAACUGAGUGGUGAAAAAAGAAAAGAAGAGAAUGAGACCACACGAAAAUAUCAAUGUCCUCUUUGUCCACGGCUUUUCAAGUACUCCUACAACAGGGCCCGACAUUUGCGUGACUGUAUCAAGGUUGCAAUACGUGGGGGCAAGGAGAAAAUUUCUGGUAAAUAUCGGUGUCCCUUGUGUCGUGGUAGCUUCACUUCAACUUCCAGCCGAUAUAGACAUAUUAAAACAUCUUGUUUCAGAGAAUGCAUUAAUCGGCUUGCAAAAGAAAAAUCAAGGGAAAGCAUUGAUCAGAAAAAAACAAAGGAAAUUGAACAGAAAUGUAAAUCAACAGAAAAUGAACAGAAAACAUUUUCAAAGGAAUUUGAGCAGAAAAAACAAGCACCCCCUGCUCUAACAGCCCCCAAACCUGUACCACGUUACAAAUGCAAUCAUUGUCCAGCAGUUUUUUGUCAUGCUUCUGGAAAGUACAGACAUAUGAAAAAACACGAGCUGUUUAAACUCACUGGCAAAAUUAUCAGGUACAGGAAUUCAGCUUUCUCUACAACAUCUAAACCAGUAACUUUGAGUGGUGAAAAGACAGAAGACAGUAAGGAAAACUUGGAAUCAACUGAAGAAAAUGUCAGUCUUGCCCUAAGCUGUCACUUUUGUGGAAAAGGUUUCAGUAAAUCACAGUCACUGAAGAAACAUGAGCGCAAACACAGAGGUGAAAGACCAUACCGCUGUCUGGAAUGUGGAAAAAGUUUCAAGAAACGUGCCUAUCUGAUUGGUCAUAAAAUCGUUCACCAGAGAAGGAUACAGUGCACUGUCUGUAAGAAGAUUCUUCCAACUGUUGGAGAACUGAUUCAGCACAGAAGUUCACACCUUAAAAAGGGAAUGCUUCAAUGCCCAGACUGCCAUCAGCAGUUCCAGUAUCCUGCACAUCUCCUCAGGCAUCUAGUCAGACAUAAAAAUAGAAAAAACAAGGCAACUCGGCUUGAAGAGAAACCACAAUUAAAACCAGAACAGUCCUUUGAGUCUGUGAAAGAGCAGAAUGAGCCAAAGCAGGUAAAGUGUUCCUUGUGCAAAGAGGUGUUUAAUGAUGCCCAAGUACUAAGAAAGCAUUGUCUUACACAUAUAUCUGGGUCCUCAUCAAACCAGUGUCCAUUUUGCAAAGUAAAUUUCUCUAAUCGCCGCUAUUUGCUGCGCCAUAUGAUCAAACAUACUGGAGACAAACCCUUUUCCUGCGCCAACUGUGGAAAACAGUUUUACCGGAACUUGUACCUUAAACUUCACAGUCAGAAGUGUUUGCCUGCUCAAACCAGAGAUCCUGUUACAUUUGAGUUUGACAUUAAGACAAAGGGGCCACAUCAUUGUUCCUAUUGUCCACGGGUGUUUUCUAAGAAAAUUCGCCUGAUAAGUCAUCUUCGUGGCCACAAGAUAGGCUCUCUGCUUCUGUGCUCAAGAUGUGGGCAGUACUUUGGACAUAGAAAGUUGAAGCAACAUCAGAAUAAGAAUUGCUUAGGGGAAAAGCACAACACUGGCUUAUCUCCUAAUAGUAAUAUCAGUAAAAGUACUACUCAGACAAGCCAGAAAGUACAAGAAAUUGCUUCACAGUCCAAUGCAACAAAGCUGCUUCAGUUUAAGUGCCCUCACUGUACAAAGAGGUUCAGAUUCAGAUCAAUACUCUUGAGACAUCUUGUUUCACAUACUGGGGUCCAACCCUAUGCAUGUGAACACUGUGGCCACCGAUUUGGAACUCAAUCUAUGUGUUUGCAGCAUGAAGCUUUCUGUGAUGGUGUUUACAGAGAAGAGCAGUCAAAAAGCAAAAGUGGUAUGCCUGCUCUCAGAGAGUCAGGAAAAAAGCCACAAACAGAAGGUGAAGCUGAGUACAAGUGCAAAUUCUGCACCAAAACCUUCAUGAAAUCUCGAAGCCUUAGACGUCACAUUUUGACACAUAAUGAAGUGAAGCCUUAUCGCUGCAAAGCCUGUGACAGCUGCUUUUCAAGGUACGAUCAUCUGAAAGUACAUCAGACUCGUUGUAAAGGGAAAAGAUCACGAUUGGAAGUCUGUAUUCCCAAAAUUAGUUUAGAUGAUGUUGGCAAAGGUUGGAAAAACAGGUUUGGCAUUGAGUCAAGUAAGCAACCCACAUAUGAAUGCAAAGUCUGUUCAAGGAGCUUCCCAACUCAGUCUAAACUUUCCCGACAUAACACUAUGUUCCAUACUAUAAAACUAUUCAAGUGUGCAGGCUGCGGCUCCGGAUUCUCUCAUGAAAAAUCUCUGAAAAAGCAUAGGCAGGUGAAAAAAUGCAGGAAGGUCUCAAAAGAAACAAAUGCUUCUCUAACACAGGGAACUGAUUCACUAACAGAAAAUGUGACAGAACCUGUGAGAAAUCGAGCUCUUCAGAGGAUCCAGCCUCAUUUUAACAAAAAGUACAAAUUCAUAUGUAGUUAUUGCCCCCGUACGUUUGGAAACAGUUGGCAAUUAGGCGUGCACACCCGCCUGCACACAGGAGAGAGGCCAUUUUCCUGUGAUUUCUGUGGUCAGAGUUUUAUUAGGAAGGACUAUGUGCAGCGUCAUUACCCGAAAUGCACCAAGAAAAAACAGCAAACAAGUCGAGUGCUCUGUGACCGAUGUGGAGGAUUUUUUCCGCAAGGCAAGCUUGAAAAUCACAAAAAAAGUUGCAUUUCCACACCAAGCUCAAAGUCAACAAAUUGCCAAAGCCAACAGACAGACAGACAACAGACCUCUCAGAACUCACCAAAAGGCUUUUCAUGUGCAUACUGUAGUUCCCGUUUUUUGCUAUUUUCACAGCUCCAAGAGCAUUUUUUAAAUGCACACAGGAUGGAAACAGAAGUUCCACUAGUAUCUACUGCUCCCCUUCAGGAUCAUCUGUCAAAUAUACCAAACAUCAAAGAAGAACCUUUGGAUGAGAGUUGUGAUGAUCGGGUUAGUGAUGGUGCUGCUUUAAUCCAUAAACUAGAUACAGCUCUUGAUAGGGAGGUCCCCAAACCAUUUUCCUGCCCAGAGUGUAAUACGUCCUUUGUAAGUAAAGCUGGACUAAUUGGUCAUCUGCGUGUACACACAUUGCAGCAGCCAUUUAACUGUAAAACAUGCAAGAGGGGCUUCUGGAAUAAAAGUCUUCUCCGUAAUCAUUACAGGAAAUGUAGAUUUGGACACAUUUCAAGGAAGAACACAACCCAACAAUUGGAAGCCCCUCUUAGCGCAGAGAUUGAUUUUGCUCUGAAUGACUCUGUUCUAGUAUUUGAAGAAGGCUCCAAAACAACUGGCACUGGGGUUUUGCAGACCAACUUCUCCUGCAAAGAUGACUUUAUGGAUGAUUCCUCACAAACUUCAGAAGGGAAUGAGAUGCAAAGCAGUUCAAGUAAAGAGAAAAAAGCUGUGCAGUACCAAUGUUCAGAAUGUGAUCAGAGCUUCACAGAUGGCUUAAUGCUCAUUAGUCACCUUGAAGAUCAUGGAAGACAAGAACAAGAGAAAAAACGAAAUACAUGUACCAAGUGUGGGCGAGUGUGCAUGAGUCCAGGAAAUCUUGAAAAACACAUGAAGUGGCAUGGAAUUGAAAAGACACACUCUUGUCCUGACUGCAACAGCAUGUUUUACAACACAGCUGAACUUGAAGUCCACAGAACAUGCCAUGAAUCAAAUAGACCUCAUGCUUGUAAACUGUGUAAUCAAAGGUUUUGGACAAGACAGACUUUAUGUAAUCAUUACAGUGAAGACCAUCCAGAUGAUGUAUAUAAUUGCCGUUUCUGUAACAAGACCUAUGCAGUCAAAAAAUCACUGACAAGACACUAUAAGAAAUGGCAUCAAAACGAGCUUAAGGAUGAAGUGAGCACUGUUCAGAAAAAGAACCACACUGAACAACAAUCCAGUAGUCAAGUCAGUACAGCUGAUCAAAGUGAUGAGGAUGAAGAUAGCUGCAGUAAAGACAGUGACUCAGAUUCUGCACCAUACUUCCCAUGCCAUGUGUGUGGCAAGACAUUCCCAACAUCAGAAAGUCUUGAGGAUCACCAGCGAUGUCACCUGGGUGAAAAACCACAUGAAUGUGCAGAAUGUGGUAGAUGUUUUUACCAGGCAUCCCAGUUGCAGCAGCAUCAGCGAAUGCACAAGUCUGAAUUUCAGUGUCAGGCAUGUGGCAGGGGUUUUGUCUCUCUCUUUGCACUGCGUAAACAUAAGCAUACUCAUGGCAAGAGCCGCCCAUACCGUUGUUCCAAAUGUCACUUCAGUUUCACCGGACCCACACAGUUAGCAGAACACAUGUCCACCCAUCGUGAAGAGAACUUCCCAUGUGACAUAUGCAAUCGUGUGUUUCGCUCCAAGAGUAGCAGAGCCGAGCAUCGGAUAAGCCACUCCAAGUCAGGUGACCGCCUUCCACCAUCAGUUUCAAAGGAAGAACCUAAAAUGUCAGAAAGGUCAUCAGUAUUAAACAAAGAACUUAAAUAUCGCUGUGGUGUUUGCAGUGAGCGUUUCAGAGACCCAGAACAGCUCUCAGAGCAUGGUUGCAUGGCUGCAAAAGAGCGACCAUACUCAUGUUCAGACUGCGAUAAACAUUUUUUGCAUGCAUCUCAUCUGAAAAAGCACAGGACUACCCAUCAGAAACUAUGGACUAAAAGGGAAUAUCCAUGUAAUCAAUGCAACAAUAGUUUUUCCUCUUCUCAGCACUUCCUCAGCCAUCUUAAGAACCAUCUUCAUACUGCAGCAAAAAUUAAAUGUGAGGCUGAAGUUGGAGGUCUUUCUCACAGUUUCAUCUGUCCAGUUUGCCAGGAGUGUUUUGUUAGUGCAACUGAGUUGAUUGUUCAUUUUUCUACGCAUCCUGAAGGUAUAUUUGAAUGCAAAUUUUGUGAAAUGAAAUUUUCCUCUGGGGACAAGCUUAAAGAACAUGAGCGCCACCAUCUGACAACAACUUCUGAAUUUGAAUGCACAAAGUGUGGCCAGAGCUUUUUGGGAAGCGUUGCUUACUGCGAGCACCGUUGUUCCCAUCAACUGCAUGCAGUAAAGUGUGAACCCUCAAAUCCGUUACCUAAGGCGUCCCUUAAAAAUCAAACACCAGGAGAGGAGGAGGAGAUUGAUGUUACAGGAGAAGACUUGUACAAUUGCCCUAUUUGCUCAAUGCAGUUCUUCUCAAAAAGUGGUCUCUUGGAGCAUCAAAAUAAACAGCACCAAACAGAGAAGCCAUUCAGAUGUGAGUUCUGUGGAAAAGUAUUUGCCUUGAGGCGAUACCUUAAAGAACACGAGCGAAGGCAUCGUCUAAAAUCUGCUGCUCAGGUCGUAUCACAAUCAGCAGCUAACGAGUUCAAAUGUACCCAGUGCCCCAGUGCAUUCAGUACAGCACAGGAUCUGUCUUUGCAUAUGAGAUUGCAUGCUGAAAAAGAAGGUGGAAAGUACCGCUGUGAUAUGUGCUAUAAGUCAUUCAAACAGUUGUCUCUACUUAAGCAGCAUCAAGAAAGUCAUGUCGGCCAAGUUGUGUAUGAAUGCACCGAAUGUGACAAGGCCUUUGCUUUUCCUCACCUACUGGAGGAACAUCAACAGACUCAUGCUGGGUCCUCUAAGUAAUGUAAUACCAUCUACCUUAUCUUCCUUUUGAAUAACUUUUAAUAACUUGAAAUCCCUUUCAUGCCUUAAAUCUGACUCUUUACCUCCAAUUGUAAUCCCAAAUUGAAUCCAAUUUGUAUUUUUGGCCCUCACAUUAUUACAAAGGUCUUGAUUUAUGUCAGUAUGAGAGGGCAUCCUUGUUCUGAGUUUCUUUUUAGAUUGGAUAUAUUUGUAGUUCUAAUAAUGGAAUUUGUAUAGCAUAAAUUAGCUGCAUAAUUUCUUGACAGUGUUUGUAAAUCUAUGACAGAUGUGUAAAGCUGUGUAAUAUUCUGAAUGAUGAACACAAAUGCAUGAUAUGAUGUUCAUAAAAUGUCUUGGUUAAAGC
Molecule: messenger RNA, 9670 nt
Organism: Larimichthys crocea (large yellow croaker)
Lineage: Eukaryota; Metazoa; Chordata; Actinopteri; Sciaenidae
Product: zinc finger protein 1035
Exons: 4
Coding region: 832-9306 (2824 amino acids)
Source: RefSeq, a predicted model, not a curated record